GAUUCGAUAUAAAGCUUUCUUACUGUGUGGGUUGCGUAUAUUGGGUACAAAUGGGGUCGGAUGGUUGUUCAACAACGUAUGCGUUUAUUGUGCUAAUGUAAUGAUGUUUCAUUGUCCAAAACACAAACCUGUGGCAUGGUAUUUGUGAAGAAAUGGAAUAAAAAUUUUCUUCAAACAUUUGUUCUGGCGUGCAUCUCGAUUAAAAGCCAAACCACAGGACUUCAACUAUGAUUUAGGCAAGAAGAACAAAGCCCUAUUUUUCCAAUUACUUCGACUGGUCUUCCACUACCUUCCAGGCCAUUUGUUGUCAAGGUUUGCGUUGGAAAAAUGGACAAAAUUUGACGAUUUUACCUUUACCUUUACACGCACUGACAAAACUACGCAUGCAGCAUCAAUCACAUUAACCCAUGAGUCAGCAGAAAAAAUUUGACAGUUCUUUUAGUCGAACUCUAACCGUGAUGGCGAAAACAGUGAAACUACUUUUUUCAGAAGUGUGCGCGUUCAAAGAACGGUACCCCGUAGCGUCGAAAAGGGACAUCGUGCGGCAGUUUAUGGACACCAGCUCAAAUUACCCUUCGUCCGCCCCUGGACAUACAUGUCAGGAAGCAGCAGCCUCGUCUACUAGUCUCGGAGCUGCAGGCAAUGACGCAGCGGCAGCGCCUGAAUAAGAUGGUUUGCCCGGCAAAUCACGACGUGGUGGUGAUGAUGAACACCGAGACCUGUCUCACCUUGCAUGGUAACCACUGGCAAGGCACUUCGUAUUUUACCUCCCCCACGAAGGAAGUGGGCACCGAGGUGAAGUUUAUUCCACACACCAAGUUCCUCAAGAAAAUGCUACUGUGGCUGACAAUCAGCGAGAAAGGGAUGUCAAAGUUUGCUCUUCUUUCGCUCCGGACUAGCGUGAGCGGGGAAAUUUAUAGUACGAAGUGCCUGCCGGAAGUUGCGUCGUUCAUCAAGAAACACCAGAAGACCGAAGACGCGGUGUUUUGGCCGGAUUUGGCGUCGGCCCACUACUCGAAGCGAUCGUUGGAGGGGGUGGAGCAGCUGAAUACCGAUGUGGUACCGAAGUUGGCGAACCCACCAAACGUCCCCAAGUUGCGUCCCAUCGAGGAUUUUUGGCCAAGCCUGAAGCGCAAGAUCUACUCCAACAAUAUUGUCGCGAAAACUAACGAAAGAAUUAAAAAAACAACAUGCCUACACGCAUGUUUUCGUCUACCGUGGCAAAUGUUCCACACACCCCUGUCGGUAUUUAACAACAUUUACUGCACGGGAGGGCCGUGAGGUGACAAUCAACAACACACACACGGCAGAGUUGUCAUCAUCACCAGUGCAUCAUCGAGGUCAAUAUCCGAAAGCUAA
Messenger RNA from Wyeomyia smithii (pitcher-plant mosquito), 1359 nucleotides. RefSeq lists its product as uncharacterized. Lineage: Eukaryota; Metazoa; Arthropoda; Insecta; Diptera; Culicidae. The record is from RefSeq and is a predicted model, not a curated record. The coding region runs from base 643 to 1281 and encodes 212 amino acids. Gene Ontology annotation, molecular function: nucleic acid binding. The transcript has 2 exons.